Messenger RNA from Ilex paraguariensis (yerba mate), 492 nucleotides. Lineage: Eukaryota; Viridiplantae; Streptophyta; Magnoliopsida; Aquifoliales; Aquifoliaceae. The record is from the annotation of a GenBank genome assembly.
AUGAAAAGGGUAAUGGGCACAGGUUGGAGCCAGGGUGACAGCGAUAGUUGGUGCCACAGGCACAGGCGUGGUGGAUGCGGGCACUUUUGGCACGGGUGGGCGCUGCUAGCACGGGCAGACACAAAUGCCGCAAGCGAGGUAGGUGCAUAUAUUGUUAGGGUGUGUGCCGCAGGCACAACGAGCGCUGAUCUGGGUGGCGUGUACGAGGGUGCUUGGGGUAAUAGGCGUUGGGGCUAUACAGGCACCAAAGCGGCGACGACAGUGACGGGCGCUGUGGUGGAGGGCACAAGCACCGGGUCUAGCACGGGCAUCGAGGUAGUGACAGAGGGUGCAGACAGGGCAAAUGGGAGGGCACAUGAGGGGCUGUUAGAAGUUGGGCACCAAGAAGGGGCUCCAGAAGCUGGGUGCUUGAUUGUAGGCGACUUGAGUUCCAAGGGCGUGCCUGGAGAAGAUAAAAACAAUGUUACUCUAGCAUCAAAAUAUUCAACAUGA